Molecule: messenger RNA, 2934 nt
Organism: Brachypodium distachyon (stiff brome)
Lineage: Eukaryota; Viridiplantae; Streptophyta; Magnoliopsida; Poales; Poaceae
Product: protein NPGR2-like
Exons: 6
Coding region: 376-2556 (726 amino acids)
Molecular function (GO): protein binding
Source: RefSeq, a predicted model, not a curated record
GCCUUUCCAAGUUUCCAACUACUCCAACUGUCCCAAGUCCCACCUCAAACAAUACCUCGUUGUUCAAACAAAGGGUAGAUUCACGCCCCCCUCUCCCGUUUAUUGGAAUCGGAAAGGGGAACCUCCUCCAUUUCUCAAGUCGGAGCUCGGCUCGUCCUCGUCGGUCGAUCCGGCUGCGCAAAACCACAGCUUUCUCGGCGCUCCGGUGAUCUAUUCAUCCCCCUCCCCCGGCUCGCCCUUGUCGCCGAGCGCAGGGCUGGGCGUUCCAGUGGCUGGUCGAGCUAAUCUUCGGCGAGCUUGCUUCCCUUCCCUUUGCCUUUGGGUAGGAGGAAAGGUAGUUGCGCGUCAAGAUGGGAUCGCAUAUGAUAGAGCAAGAUGGAGGGUAGGAAAGGGAGAGGAAGAUUGAGGAAUUUUGUCCGGCGGAUGGCAAUGGAGUGCCUGUGCUCCGGGGAGCAGUUAAAGAAUGCAGAUGAGACCUUCCGGUCAUCAGACUCUACGAUCACCAAAGAUUUCUCAGCCAGUGGGUAUUCGUCGCGGAAUGGGGAGGUCGAGCAGUACCUCGAUAAUGGAAACAUCGAGGAAGCCGAGUUGUCGCUCCGGGAGGGCGUCUGCCUUAACUAUGAGGAAGCAAGGGCAUUGUUAGGAAGGCUAGAGUACCAACGAGGGCAUGCAGAAGCAGCACUUCGUGUGUUUGAUGGGAUAGACAUAUCUUCAUUAGUCCCUAAGAUGAAAAUCUCAAUUGCUAGAAAAGCAGUUCGUCGUAAGACUCGUUCACAGUGGGAUUCUCCGCCAAUGCCCUUGCAUGCUGUCAGCCUACUCAUGGAGGCCAUAUAUCUGAAAGCAAGAGCACUUCAUGAUCUUGGAAAGUUCAAAGAUGCUGCACAAGAGUGCAGAACGAUACUGGAUAUUGUGGAAGCAGCAAUACCUGAAGGUUUGCCAGCAGGCUUUGGGAAGGGUUGUAAAUUGAAUGAGAUAAUAUGCAAGGCUGUAGAGUUUCUUCCCGAGCUGUGGAAAUUAGGGGGGUUUUCACUUGAAGCCAUAUCUUCAUAUAGGAGGUCUCUUCUCAAUAACUGGAAUCUUGAUGGAGAGACCAUAGCUAACAUACAAAAGGAAUUUGCUGCCUUUCUUCUGUAUAGUGGCUGUGAAGCACGCCCACCAAAUCUCCAUGCUCAGUUGGAUGGUUCAUUUGUACCACGCAAUAAUUUAGAAGAGGCGACUCUUCUUUUAAUGAUUCUGUUGAGAAAGUUCAAUCUAGGACGGGUUGAGCGGGAUCCCACUGUGAUGCAUCACCUUACUUUUGCACUGUCCAUGUCAGGCCAGCUAAAACCACUCGCUGUACAAUUUGAAGAAUUGCUACCUGGUCUGCUAGACAAAAGAGAAUGGUCGUACAAUGUUGCAUUGUGUUACCUAGCAGAAGAAGAUGAUUUUACUGCCCUGAAUCUACUCAAAAGGAUAUUGAAGUCUGGACAGGAUUCUGACAAUCUCAAAGAACUUCUCCUAGCUUCAAAGGUCUGCGUUGAGAAGAGUGCUCAUGCUGAAGGUGCUUCCUAUGCACGGAGGGCCAUCGCAAAUAUACAUGGAGGAUGCGAACAAUUAGCAGGCACUGCAGGUGUUUUGCUUGGUGUUACCCUUUCGAAUCAAGCUAGAUAUGCCAUAUCUGAUGCCGAGCGAGCUUCAUGGCAAUGUGAAGCACUUGAAGUACUUGCGAGUGCUGAAAAAAAUAUGCAUGUUAAAGAUUCUAUGGUAAUGUACAAUCUCAGCCUUGAAAAUGCUGAGCAGAGGAAGUUAGAUGCAGCGGUUUUUUAUGCCAAAAAACUUGUCAAACUAGAGGCUGGAUCAGAGUUGAGGAGUUGGCUUCUUUUAGCUAGGAUACUGAGUGCACAAAAACUGUUUGCUGACGCUGAAACCAUUGUUGAUGCUGCUCUUGAUCAGACUGGGAAAUGGAAUCAAGGAGAUCUGUUGCGGACCAAAGCCAGAAUUCAGGCUGCACAGGGGCAAUUUGGGGCCGCAGUUGGGACAUAUACCCAACUUCUUGCUUUAAUUCAACUUAGAACCAAAAGUUUCAGCCCCAGGACCUCCUUGACAAAGGGUGCUGAAGAUGAUAAAAACCUGGAAACAGAGACCUGGUAUGAUCUAGCUCUGUUGUACCUUGGCAUGUCACAGUUUAGGGAUGCAGAGGUUUGUGUAUCAAAGAUAAGAGUCGUCAAUCGUUAUUCUGCCUUGGCUUUGCAUGCUACAGGAAAACUUUAUGAAGCGAGGGGUCUUCCAAAAGAAGCUUUGGGGGCUUAUUUUCGAGCAUUAGAUCUUGAUUCUAAACAUGUUCCAAGCUUGGUAUCCGCCGCUAUUAAUCUACGACAACUUGGGGACAGACCAUUGCCUUCUGUAAGGUGCUUCCUGACUGAUGCACUGCAACUUGAUAGAACAAAUCAUGUGGCAUGGUUUAAUCUUGGCCUACUCUACAAAGAGGAAGGUGGCAGAUCAGCAGCUGAGGCUGCUGAAUGUUUCCAAGCUGCUACUCUUCUUGAAGAAACAGCACCUGUAGAACCUUUCAGAUGACAUUUAUGUACAACAGUACAGGGGCUAUAGAAACUGUAAGCUUUUGAAAUGCUUCACUUAACACCAAUGAAAUACAGUAGUAGAUUACAGAGUUCCAGACAUGACCUAAAUUAUUGAGGGAUUAUAGCAUCACCCCUGCCGUUCUUUUUUUGUUUAGCAGUUCAAUACAGUUCCACUUUGUUUUCUAUACAUCAAGAAGAAAAAUGGUCUUCUUCUCAAUUUACUUUGUGGGGCAACUUCAGUCAUUGUGAUCUACAGAUGUCGGUGUACCAGUAUAAUGUCAAUAUAUCUUGUGCUAUAGUGUUCAUAUCUGACAAAUCAUACAAGAUACAAGAUCUUCGAGGGGUUUUAAUAAUUUAGUUUUGUUAUUGUUGUCAA